AUGUCAGUCAUUUUAGCAAAAACUUCAAAAAAGGCACCUUUAUUAAUACACAAUGGCUAUUCAUAUACGAUUGAUAGAAAAACUAUAACAAAAAUUCUUUGGAAAUGUGAAUACUCCAGAAAAUAUGCUUGCCAUGAACGUUUACAUACAGAGUUAAAUUAUGAAUUUAUCAAAACAGUUGACGAACAUGAAAAUCACGUCGGCAAUUCGCGAUGCGCAGCAGCUCGCAAAUAUUAUGAAAAAUUAAGACAAGAAUCAGAACAAAAUAAAACAAAGUUUCAUCAUAUUUACAACGAAUUAAAAAUCAUAUGCAUCGAACAAACAAAAUCGUAG
This is a messenger RNA of Rotaria socialis, 333 nucleotides long. NCBI's taxonomy places the organism in Eukaryota, Metazoa, Rotifera, Eurotatoria, Philodinida, Philodinidae. The record is from the annotation of a GenBank genome assembly.